This is a messenger RNA of Cynara cardunculus var. scolymus (artichoke), 1779 nucleotides long. Its product is annotated as photosynthetic NDH subunit of subcomplex B 3, chloroplastic. Gene Ontology annotation, cellular component: mitochondrion. NCBI's taxonomy places the organism in Eukaryota, Viridiplantae, Streptophyta, Magnoliopsida, Asterales, Asteraceae. Gene Ontology annotation, biological process: P450-containing electron transport chain. Gene Ontology annotation, molecular function: 2 iron, 2 sulfur cluster binding. Bases 955 to 1602 code for a protein of 215 amino acids. The transcript is spliced from 5 exons. The record is from RefSeq and is a predicted model, not a curated record.
UCACCUGUCUAAUUCGGCUUGUUUGCAAGUGUGAGAAUAUGUGGAACCCUAGAUUAAUCUCCAAAAUAGCCCUUUAAGAAGGGAACAGGAGGUUUCAACGUAUAUAGUGGAGAAAUAGUCAAAGAUCUAGCUGAUGUGGGACCCUUACAGUAAGAUUGUCUUUUGAGUGCUCGGGAUUUUGCUACGAACUCCCAACCCAUUGGUUAUUAACUUUCUAAAUUAAACAACGGGAUUACUCGUAUACCUAUGAAGUUUGUAUACAUUCGGUGUAAAAUGCAGAUGCAAAAAGUGGUACCCUUGCCCGAAAAAGCUUAGGUGCAGUAAGCCUGAAGCUCGGGUUCGGUUUAGACCUAAAAGCCCGAUCCGACUAGGUUUUUUUCCUCUUACUCAAAAACCCCUUAUUGUUGUGCAUAUUUAUGUCAAACAAAAGUAGGAAAACGAUCAUGAAAACCUUUAUCAUUGUACCCGUUAAAUUGUCAUCACUGAGAGGAGGUGGAGCUUCAAAAACAAGGUCUAGCGUUCAAAUUCAACCCACCCACCCAUUCAUCUUGACUUAUGAGUUAUGACAUUGCAAUUUACCUUUCACAUGAUGACUGUGAGACCCAUAUAAUAAAAUUAUUUUUGACACCGUCCAUUUUCACAUAACUUUUUAUGGUUCUUUCAUUUGGAGUAUCAACAAAGAAGUUUACUAUUCACAUACUUAGAUAUUAAAAUGGUAUCAAUCACAUUAUAUGUUUUAUUUGUUCGAAAAUUUUGGGAUAUCAACUUUAGUUAAUUCUAGGGGGUCUAUGGGGGAACUUUAAUAAGAUUAAGGGCUAUUUUGUAACUUUUAUAUAAAGUUAAGGGUCUAAGUGAACAUUUUUCAAAAUAUAUCAUCGGAAAAGGAAAGCGUGGUUACAGAAAGACCACAAGCAACCAAAAAGGGAUUUCCAGGAAGACCGACGAAGAACAGAAAUGGCAUUCACCGUGAAUUUGGCCCCGUUGUCCCUCCGAUCACCAGAAAUCACCGCCGGAAACAAUAGUUCUUUAAAAUCCGGCAUAUCUUUCACCAAAAAGAGACAGAUGUUGGCCUUUGCCGCCAAUAAUUCGACUGAAGAACCACCGACAAUCAAGCCGGAAAUCCAGCUCGAAUUUAUAGCGCCAAAAGCCGGUGGUGAUGGGAAGUAUCCGGUGGACAGAGCGGCGGCGGUGAGCGGAGAUAAACUGCUAAGGACAAUCAUGGAGGAUAACAAACUGGAGCUUUACGGGACGUAUACCCACGAAACCAAAGCCUUGAAUGUCGAAAAAUUCGUUUUCGAAGGGAAAGUUGAUGAACUGCGGAGGUGGUGGAAGCUGCGGCACUUGCAUCGUGGAGGUUGUAGAAGGAAAGGAGCUUUUAAACGAGCGAACAAAUACCGAACUCAAAUACUUGAAGAAGAAACCCGAUUCUUGGAGGUUAGCUUGCCAAACAAUAGUCGGGAACAAAGAAAAUUCCGGCAAGGUAGUAAUUCAGAGGUUGCCUCAAAGGAAGAAGUGAUAUCAAGAAUCUGUAUACAAGUCGUCUUGCCGAUGGUUCGUCCCAUAAAAGUAACAAUUCUUUUACGAUAUGGUUUAGAAGAUUGAACGUUUUUAACACCGAUGUAUAUUUCUUUGUUCAAUGGCACCAAAAAACGCAAAGAUGUGGCUUAAGUUGGGGCUUUUCGUCUUUAAGGGCGGUUAUUUUUGACUUAAUGGUCUGAAUGGCUUAUUCAAUAAGCCAUAUACGAGUGUUUGUUUAUAACUCAAUUAGUUGUUUUCGUA